CCCGGGGCCCCUCAGUUGCUUCAGAGCAUCUCCUCGGGGUCCGUCUGCAGCCGGCUUGCACCAGUCCUGCGAGAGGCCACCCCCGGCGCGGGCCCCCGGGCCCUGCUCCAGUGCGGCCCGGAGACCUCCCCGUCGGCCUGGGGGAGCCCGACAGCGGGGCUCGGCUCUCCUUGCUUUGGUGCCUCAUAGAUCCGGGCUCCUCAUUUACUCAACAACUUGUAAGGACCAGAGUGAGCCCUGGUUUAGCACUGACCUACAAGGGACCUGCACCAGAAAUACAAAUUAUAUGAAAGUUAUUUCAAGGGGUCUCAGAAGCUAAUAAAUUAGCCCAGGACAACAAAGGCAUCAGAAGUUUUCCCUAAAAAACAUGCUAAUGUUUGACCCAGUCCCAAUCAAGCAAGAAGCCAUGGAACCUGUUUCAGUGUCAUACCCAUCCAAUUACAUGGAUCAAAUUAAGCCAAACAAAUACGGCGUCAUUUAUUCUACACCAAAUAUGUUGCACAAUAAAUUCUAUUCAACCCCAGAAGGACUAGCUAAUGGAAUCCAGAUGGAGCCAGUAGAUCUAACGGUGAACAAACGAAGCUCACCACUUUCAGCUGGAAGUUCUCCUUCCCCACUAAAAUUUCAGACUGUACACAGAAGAGCCUCACCUGGACUAACUCUGUCCUCACCCAGUCCACCUAUGAAAAAAUUCACGCCACCACCUCCUGGAGUACAACCAUUUCCCUUACCAUUAACAAUCCCUCCAGUUAUGGCGGCUCUUUCACGCCAUGGACUUAGAAGCCCUGGAAUACUCCCAGUUAUACAGCCACUUGUGGUCCAGCCAGUUCCCUUCAUGUAUACUCCUCAUCUCCAGCAACCUCUAAUGAUGCCUACACUUCUUGCUGAUGAAUUGGAGAAUCCAAGUAGUGUACCAGUGCCUGUAAUUGAAUCUUAUGAAAAACCUCCAUUAAAGAAAACUAUUAAAGUAGAACCAGGAACCGAAUCACCUAGGACUGACUUCUAUCCUGAACAAAUGUCACCUCCAUUGAUGACUUCACUGUCUCCUCCCCAAGUAAUGUUGCAAGAGAAUCACCCUUCAGUUAUAGUGCAGCCUGGGAAGCGGCCUUUACCUGUGGAAUCUCCAGACACACAAAGGAAACGCAGAAUACACAGAUGUGAUUAUGAAGGUUGCAACAAGGUCUACACUAAAAGCUCCCACCUGAAAGCUCACAGAAGAACACAUACAGGUGAAAAGCCAUACAAAUGUACCUGGGAAGGAUGCACGUGGAAGUUUGCUCGUUCUGAUGAACUAACAAGGCAUUUCCGUAAACAUACUGGAAUCAAGCCUUUUCAGUGCCCAGACUGUGACCGUAGCUUCUCACGUUCGGACCAUCUUGCCCUUCACAGGAAACGUCACAUGUUAGUCUGAAUGUCUUUUGUCCUCUGACUCCCAUCACACUUUCUUUUUUUACAUGUGCAUUUUUAAUUUGGAUUCAGCUGGUCUGAAUCUCUGAGUUUAUACCAUUAAAAGCUUCCAUAUGGUCAGUAAUAGAUGUUCUCUAACCCUUCUAUGUUCUUGCCACGGGUCAGACCUAAAGAAUGUGAACACUUUUUUUUUUUUUUCCUCUGGGGGAUGCUAAGCAAACCCUUUCUGCAGACAGUAUGUUUAAUGUAUUCCUGUGUGAAUAAGGGAACUUCAUUGGUUUCUCCAUAUAAUCAACCAGCAUAUAGUGAUAAACUAGUAAAUGCUAUUCAGUAUCCAGAUUGCUAGUCCUUGCCAGAGACUUUAUUUAUGUCCUGUAAAAAAUACUCUUUGUAUGCUCAACAAUGCAAUGAAUAGACUUUUCCAACAUUGUUGGUUACACCAUCCUGUUUAACACAACACUUUUAGAAAAGCACCUCUUUGAUGUAGAAAUCCCCUCUGCCUCAAGAGCAAAAGAGCUAAGCAAUAUAUUCUUCUUAAAUCAUGAAAGUUUAAGUGGUAAAAUUCAUUUAGACCCAGCAGAAAUCAAACUGUACUGAAUACUGUGUUAUAUGUUUUUUUCUGUUUGUAUUGCAUAAUGCCUUGGCAGAUUCAGCAGGUGAAGACCUUGCAUGAUGCUGGGCACAUCUACACAUGCUAUUAAUGUGCUUGAAUAACUUCCAGCACAGUUUGUGCCAGAGUGUAUUACUCCCAGGCGCAGCAUUUACACAUGUGCCCGAGACUGCAGCACAUUGAGC
Alligator sinensis (Chinese alligator) is the source of this 2202-nucleotide messenger RNA. It is a transcript of the gene KLF3, whose product is annotated as Kruppel like factor 3. The transcript is spliced from 7 exons. The record is from RefSeq and is a predicted model, not a curated record. Gene Ontology annotation, molecular function: DNA-binding transcription factor activity, RNA polymerase II-specific; RNA polymerase II cis-regulatory region sequence-specific DNA binding. Gene Ontology annotation, biological process: regulation of transcription by RNA polymerase II. Bases 368 to 1411 code for a protein of 347 amino acids. Lineage: Eukaryota; Metazoa; Chordata; Crocodylia; Alligatoridae.